Molecule: messenger RNA, 1588 nt
Organism: Diprion similis
Lineage: Eukaryota; Metazoa; Arthropoda; Insecta; Hymenoptera; Diprionidae
Exons: 6
Coding region: 421-1158 (245 amino acids)
Source: RefSeq, a predicted model, not a curated record
GUGUUACAGUUUCGCUGACAUCAUAAUACCUACAAUUACCAAGAUUUUUUGCUUUUGCACCUGGUCGUAGAAUAUGGGCAACAUUUUAUCCUGAGUGGGGAAACCAAAGGAGUUCAACGAACAAAUGGUAUUAUUCCUUGAAGGAGACGAGGAACCAGCAGGUGCUAUUACCCCUGUCCAGGGUAUCAGACGAGCUGGGAGCGGACAUCGGCGUUCGCAGUAACAGUGAAAGUAUCCGGUAAACUGCAUCUGCCAAUGCCCCCACGACUUCAGUCUUCCAGCAGUGCUACGUUUAGGAACAAUCCAUACUUGAAUAGCAACGAGACGUGAUUACACUCACUUGUUAUCCGAAGGACUAACUGUGACAACCUCUCGUGGGUUCAGGGAUUGAAAUAGUGCAAGUCAAAUAAGUUGGACCAAAUGAAACGUGUAAUCGCCUGCUUCCUCCUGGCGUUGACGACUGUUCUUGCCUUAGGGGUAGACGAGAAACGACCCUACGUGAAACAGUGCUCCAAAAAAGAUCCGAAACUCAAGAAAUGCCUCAUAGACGCUCUUCAUCACUUGAGACCCUAUCUUCGGGACGGAAUACCUGAGAUCAAGCUGCCUCCAGUCGAGCCUUUUCGAAUUGAGGAGCUAAUAUUGUCGCUCACUGGUGGUCGUAAUGGGUACAAAAUACAACUUCAAGAAAUGGACGUUUUGGGUGCCAGUAACUUCACCGUCUUCGAUAUCAAGCUCGGAUCACCCUUCGAGGCACUAAUCGAGAUUCCAGCCCUCGUUAUGGACGCUCAUUACUCCAGCUCCGGAGUUUUGAUAAUUCUCCCGGCAAGUGGUAACGGCACUUUCCACGGUCGGUUCGACGACGUUCGCGCCAUCGUCAAGGGCACUGUCAGCACCAGCUAUCACGAGGGUGGGACGUACCUCCACGUCGAGACGCUGGAGAUCGAAUUGGCCGUUAAGGAAAUCGAUCUGAAAGUCGACAAGAUCUUCAACAACAACCGAAUUCUGACCGAAGCUAUCAAUCUCUUCUUGCGAGAAAACGGUCAGGAGGUACUCAAGGCGAUGGAACCGCAGCUGAAAAAGGAACUUGUGAUACUCUUCUCCCGGAUCGUUAACCAGCUCCUUCUUCACGUGCCUGUUGAAUCCUUCCUUAGCCCGUAAAUUGAUAAAGAGACCUGAUUUGGACCCAACAAUCAGCAACAUGCGAUUAGUAGGUAUAUAAAUGUAGAAUUCCAGAGCCUUUCUUUUCGCAAGAGAAUUGCCGAAUCUUUCCUAUCGAUCACCCUUCACGGCCAUUAAUUCUUACGUUCGAUCGCAGACAAGAAGAGUCUUGCAUGCGCGUGAGAGAGCGAUCGUUUCUUUUAAACUGUACUUUCUAAUUCGCGUCACUUCCAUAUAUCUUAUAUACACCGUAUUAUGAGUGAAAUAUUCUCAAUGAAAGUUAGGCACCUUGAGUAUAAUAUCCGCAGAUCAGCUAUCAUCUUUCUUAAUCUUAUACCAAUAUAGAGAAUUCUCGUGAUAGUUAUUUCACAAUGAAGUAUUAAUAAUUAUAAUCGGUAUUCCAAAUUUGAUUAUUUUUCGAUGUAUUAUU